This is a messenger RNA of Fraxinus pennsylvanica, 1740 nucleotides long. Lineage: Eukaryota; Viridiplantae; Streptophyta; Magnoliopsida; Lamiales; Oleaceae. The record is from the annotation of a GenBank genome assembly.
AUGGCGACAUCGGCUUUCAAAUCGACGUCGAAGAGGACCACAAUUGGCGGCUCCAGCUCCGAAGAUCCAAGUACCACUGGCCGGUCUCACAACCGGUCCAGAAGUCUCAGCCGGUUCUCCCGACCGGAGGUGGUUUCUAAGCCGAAGGGGAAGUUUGUCAGUACGGUCAGAGGAUUGGGGGAGUGUACGGAGAUCAGCCUUGAUGAUCUCGCGAUUGAGUUUUUCUCGUUGAGAAACGAGAAUGAGAGCGAUGGAGGGACGGGGGAGAGGGAGGACCGAUCGGUUUCGCAUCGUAGGGGUAAGGGUGAGGGAGGUGGCUCGAAGAUUGGACGGUGGGCUAGUGAUACGGCAUCGUCUAGGAGAAGGGGGAGGUCAGUGUCAAGGAAUGGUGGAGGUGACAGUAAAAGUUAUAUUGUUUCUAGUGGCUCUGGUGGUGGGGAUAAAAGUGUUACUACUGCUGAGGCCGGUUCACGGCGCAGGAGGUCCCUCUCUGUGGCUCGGUAUCAUAUUAGUGACUCUGAGAGUGAGGUAGAUCAUUCUCAGAAUCCAUGCAAUCGUGCUAUUGUGAAGGGUCCUAUUAGGGGGAGGAGUCAAAUUCCUUCAUCACGGAAGCCAACAGCUUUAAACAAUCAACAACCGGAAAUACCGCUUAACAAAAAAGAUCAGUCGCUGUUACACGAUGGCUACUCUAGCCACUCCUCUGCCCUAACUGAUGAUGAAUCGAAGACUGUGCGUAUUGGUAGAAAUAGAUUUGAGAAGACAAUCCAGGCAGUUUAUACAGAGAAGGCUGAGCUCCAUACAGAGAAUGCUUUGAACAGUGGGUUGUAUGAAGCAAUGCGAAAAGAACUUAGAUAUGCUGUUGAAGAAAUUCGGACUGAACUGAAUCAAGCCAUGGGGAGAGAUCAAGCAGCGUUAUCAAAUGGCAAUUUUUUGCAGGUGGACAAACCCGAAGUUCUUCAGGAUUUUUCAGUAAUCAGAAAUAGUUAUACUACAAAGUUAGAACAGUCAGAGAAGCGCAAGCAACAUCUUCUCACUGAAAUAUUGCUAGAGGAGCAACGAGGACGGGAUCUCUCCAAAAUUGUUAGAGAUUUACUUCCUGGUUUAAGGACUUUAUCUGUUGCUCAGAAGCCAUCCCGAGCUAGAAAGAGAAGUAGUGACAAAAGUCGGGCAUCAAAGCAAUUGAAUGAGGAGGCAGAAAAAUAUUUCGUGGACUUCAUUUCUAAUGUUGAAGACACGGACAUAUCUUCAUUUGAUGGAGAAAGAAGUGAUGGAAGUUCGACCAUAGGGGGCACUCGAAAGGCAGGAGAUUCUUCAAUAAGAGCAGAAGCCGAAAGCUAUCAAAGUCCCGUUGAAAUGGAGGGUGUUCUUUUACCUUGGUUGAAGUGGGAGACUAUUCCCGAUGGUUCUCUUUCAGGAAAAAAUAAAGCACAGACUCCUGUCACUCCAAAAGCACUACAGUGGGACUCAGAAAAGGACGGAAUCUCAUUAAAUGACUCAACUAAUCAUUCAACCAGCAGUCAUGGGAGUUGGAGUCCUGUAUCCUUGAAUAGUACUCCUUCAAAUGGAAGAGAAUACAGUGGAGGCAAAACCAGACAAUUUGGUGAUGAACUAGUAUCGCCGCAUUUUAACACAGACAAAUACCUUAAACUCGAGAAUAGCGAGGAAGUCUUGUUUGAAAUGUAUAAAGAACGAAACAGAAUUAAAUCUGGUGGUCUUUUGCUUUGUAACAGCGUAUUUUAG